CUCUUUAAAAAAAAAAAUGCACUACUGUGUGCUGAGCGCUUUUCUGAUCCUGCCUCUGGUCACGGUCGCGCUCAGUCUGUCUACCUGCAGCACGCUCGAUAUGGACCAGUUCAUGCGCAAGAGGAUCGAGGCGAUCCGCGGGCAGAUCCUGAGCAAGCUGAAGCUCACCAGUCCCCCAGAAGACUACCCUGAACCUGAGGAAGUCCCCCCGGAGGUGAUUUCAAUCUACAACAGCACCAGGGACUUGCUCCAGGAGAAGGCGAGCCGGAGGGCGGCCGCUUGCGAGCGCGAGAGGAGCGACGAGGAGUACUACGCCAAGGAGGUUUACAAAAUAGACAUGCCGCCCUUCUUCCCUUCCGAAACUGUCUGCUCAGUUGUUACAACACCCUCUGGCUCAGUGGGCAGCUUGUGCUCCAGACAGUCCCAGGUGCUCUGUGGGUACCUUGAUGCCAUCCCGCCCACUUUCUACAGACCAUACUUCAGAAUUGUCCGAUUUGAUGUCUCAGCGAUGGAAAAGAAUGCUUCCAAUUUGGUCAAGGCAGAGUUCAGAGUCUUUCGUUUGCAGAACCCGAAAGCCAGAGUGCCUGAACAACGGAUAGAACUGUACCAGAUUCUCAAAUCCAAAGAUUUAACGUCUCCAACCCAGCGCUACAUCGACAGCAAAGUCGUGAAAACAAGAGCUGAAGGAGAAUGGCUCUCCUUUGAUGUGACUGAUGCUGUUCAUGAAUGGCUUCAUCAUAAAGACAGAAACUUGGGAUUUAAAAUAAGUUUACACUGUCCGUGCUGUACCUUUGUACCAUCUAAUAAUUACAUCAUCCCAAAUAAAAGCGAAGAACUAGAAGCAAGAUUUGCAGGUAUUGAUGGCACCUCCACAUAUACCAGUGGUGAUCAGAAAACUAUAAAGUCCACUAGGAAAAAAAACAGUGGGAAGACCCCACAUCUCCUGCUAAUGUUAUUGCCCUCCUACAGACUUGAGUCACAACAGUCCAACCGGCGGAAGAAGCGUGCUUUGGAUGCGGCCUAUUGCUUUAGAAAUGUGCAGGAUAAUUGCUGCCUACGCCCACUUUACAUUGAUUUCAAGAGGGAUCUUGGGUGGAAAUGGAUACAUGAACCUAAAGGGUACAAUGCCAACUUCUGUGCUGGUGCGUGCCCAUAUUUAUGGAGCUCAGACACUCAGCACAGUAAGGUCCUCAGCUUAUAUAAUACCAUAAAUCCAGAAGCAUCUGCUUCUCCUUGCUGCGUGUCCCAGGAUUUGGAACCGCUAACCAUUCUCUACUACAUCGGCAAAACCCCCAAGAUUGAACAGCUCUCUAAUAUGAUCGUAAAGUCUUGCAAAUGCAGUUAAAAUUCUUGGGAAAUUGGCAAGAUGAUAAUCACAAUGACGACGAUGAUGACGACGACAACAAAGAUGAUGACAAUAACGAUGUUUGUAACAAGAAAACAUUAAGAGAGCCUUGGUUCAUCAGUGUUAAAAAUUUUUUGAGAAUGCGGUACUAGUUCAAACACUUUGGAAUUUUGUGUUUUGUUUGUUAAAACUGGCAUCUGAAACAAAAAAGUUGAAGGCCUUAUUCUACAUUUCACCUACUCUGUGAGAGAGACAAGAAGCAAAACCUUUUGUGGUUUUUAUUUUUUUUUUUAAGAAAAAAUAAACACUGGAAGAAUUUGUUAGUGUUAAUUAUGUGAAAGAAAAAAAAAAAAAAACAGGAAAAUCCCGUUAAGUGGAGUUGCUGUACGUACCGUUCCUGUCCCGUGCCCCACUUGAUUUUCCUGUAUUGCUAUGCAAUAGGCACCCUUCCCAUUCUCACUCUUAGAGUUAGCAGUGAGUUAUUUAUUGUGUGUUACUAUAUAAUGAAUAUUUCAUUGCCCUUGGAAAAUAAAACAGGUGUAUAAAGUGGAGACCAAAUACUUUGCCAGAAACUCAUGGAUGGCUUAAGGAACUUGAACUCAAACGAGCCAGAAAAAAAAGAGGUCAUGUUAAUGGGAUGAAAACCCAAGUGAGUUAUUAUAUGAUCAAGCAAGUCUGCAUUAAGAUAAAGGCCCCGAAAACACAUGCUAUGUACCAACUGCCUAAGGAAGCUUCUUGUAAGAGUCAAAAACUGAAAAGCCUGUUAAUAAAAGAAACUUUCAGUCAGAAUAA
Choloepus didactylus (southern two-toed sloth) is the source of this 2137-nucleotide messenger RNA. RefSeq names its product transforming growth factor beta 2 (gene TGFB2). Gene Ontology annotation, molecular function: type II transforming growth factor beta receptor binding; type III transforming growth factor beta receptor binding; growth factor activity. The transcript is spliced from 8 exons. Gene Ontology annotation, biological process: BMP signaling pathway; SMAD protein signal transduction; regulation of cell population proliferation. NCBI's taxonomy places the organism in Eukaryota, Metazoa, Chordata, Mammalia, Pilosa, Megalonychidae. The record is from RefSeq and is a predicted model, not a curated record. Bases 17 to 1345 code for a protein of 442 amino acids. Gene Ontology annotation, cellular component: extracellular region.